UUCUGAGGCCCAGAAUCUCCGCCGUUGGUUGCAGGAGACAUAAUUGUGGACACGGUAAUUCACGUAAUUAUGAGUUUUUCUUCGUACAUAAACUCCCGAACUUUCACAGUUUGGAGAUCCUAAAACUCGUGUGUCAACUGGGCAAGUAGGAUCAGACACUGACGAAUCAUCCAGGAUUUGGGUCUCAUUCAUCUUUUGAAACUUUGCUCAGGCAACUUGGCAUGGGAGUUGUGACUGUUUCCAGCUCAGCUGCUCGAACUCCGCUUGGUUUGAGUGCGAAAUUCUCAGCUCAACGCUCUACUUUGAAAAUACCAUUGAUAGUAGCUUUUAAAGCAGAUAAAUCCAAUAGCACUGCAUUGGUGGCACCACAGGAUCAGAUCCCUUUACCCAUAGAAACCAGUAAGGAUAGACGGAAGAGACGAGGAAAAGCUAACAAACCUUUGAGAAGAGUAAAAGCUGUCAUUACAGAUGAAGCUUCUCCGAGUACCACCUUGGGAGUGGAUUACAAUGAAGCCGCCACCCAGCUUGAAAACAUAUACAAGCUAAGCCCAGCAUCUGAUGCUUCUGAUGUGGAAAAUGUUGUAGGUGGCAUGAUGAGAAAAAGCCAGCGGAGGAGGAAGAUUAGUGGAGGUGAUGAAAAAGCAGAGAGGAGAACCGGCUAUAAUGUGAUUAAGAACCAAACAAAGAAGGUUAAAAGGUUGAGUCUUGAUAAAAGGAUUGCGUUGAAAAAGAACGAGGAAGAUAAAGUGGUUGCUCCAAUGCGGAAGAGGAAAGAUGUUAAGGAUGAAAAUGUGAAGAUUGAGCAGCUUGUAAGGGAGUACUCGGCUUCAACUGAUUUGGUUAGUUUGGACUGGAAAAAAAUGAGGAUACCUCCAGUUCUUCCUUCUUCUGAACAUGCUUGGUUGUUCAAGUUGAUGCAACCUAUGAAGGCACUCCUUCAAGUGAAAGAGAAUUUGCAAAAAGAUUUGGGGAGAGAACCAACAGAAGGCGAACUAGCUGAAGCAAUGAAUAUGAAAGUAGUUCAAGUACAAAAACGCAUGGGGGUUGGUCGAGCUGCAAGAAACAAGCUCAUUAAGCACAAUCUCCGGCUCAUUUUGUUUGUAAUCAACAAGUAUUUUCAAGACUUUGCAAAUGGCCCAAGGUUUCAAGACCUUUGCCAGGCAGGAGUGAAGGGACUUAUUACAUCCAUUGAUCGUUUUGAACCAAAAAGGAGAUUCCGGCUCUCCACUUAUAGUCUUUUUUGGAUUAGGCAUGCCAUUAUACGCUCCAUGACACUCUCAAGCUUUACUCGUGUUUCUUUUGGCCUCGAAUCGGUUAGAGUAGAAAUCCAGCGAGCCAAGCUUGAGUUGUUGUUUGAGCUUCAUAGAUUACCAACAGAGGAAGAGAUAGUAAAAAAAGUUGGUAUCUCCCCUGAGAGGUAUCAUGAAGUUAUGAAAGCCGCGAAACCUGUUUUCUCUCUUCAUUCAAGGCAUGCAAUCACACAAGAAGAGUACAUUAAGGGGAUCACUGAUGUUGAUGGUGUUGGAGCUGAUAACUGGAGGCAACCUGCUCUUCUCAGGCUUGCUCUUGAUGAUGUGCUUGAUUCUCUAAAGCCCAAGGAGAGCUUGGUAAUGAGGCAAAGAUAUGGGCUUGAUGGUAAAGGUGAUAGAACAUUGGGAGAGAUUGCUGGCAACUUAAAUAUUUCAAGAGAAAUGGUUCGGAAGCAUGAAGUCAAGGCUUUACUGAAGCUCAAGCAUCCAGCUCGAGUGGAUUAUCUUCGCCAACAUUUAGUAUAAACUGAAUACAGCAUCAUAUACGUCUCUUGUAUAACUCUUUCCCUCUCAUGGUUUUCUGCUUACCAAAUCCUUCUGUAUACUUGGUCUCUGUAUUAUAUAUACUCUUUUAACCACCCAAACCAUUGUAACAACCAAAAAAGAAAAAGGAAAAAGGAAAAGGAAGCUAGAUAAACGAAAAGAAAGCCAUGUAUAAAUGAAAUGUGUACUAUUUGUUUUCACAUUAUAUCAAUGUGAUGAAAAUUAUAGAGUGGCGGUUCUAA
Alnus glutinosa is the source of this 2035-nucleotide messenger RNA. Its product is annotated as RNA polymerase sigma factor sigE, chloroplastic/mitochondrial. Gene Ontology annotation, biological process: regulation of DNA-templated transcription; DNA-templated transcription initiation. The record is from RefSeq and is a predicted model, not a curated record. NCBI's taxonomy places the organism in Eukaryota, Viridiplantae, Streptophyta, Magnoliopsida, Fagales, Betulaceae. The coding region runs from base 222 to 1775 and encodes 517 amino acids. The transcript has 6 exons. Gene Ontology annotation, molecular function: DNA-binding transcription factor activity.